Molecule: messenger RNA, 357 nt
Organism: Symbiodinium natans
Lineage: Eukaryota; Dinophyceae; Suessiales; Symbiodiniaceae
Source: the annotation of a GenBank genome assembly
AUGGCUUUGAAGGAUGAGGCAUUGGCCGAGAAGCAGAAGAAGCUCACUGAGCUGUGGAACAGCCAUGUCGCCGUGUGCAAGCAGGCUCGCUCCCUGGAAGAUGAGAACAAGGAGAUUAAGCAGCAACACAAGGCUGAGAUGGCCAUUGCCAAGAAGCAUGUGGAGGAUCAUCGGCUGGAGAAGGAGAAGGCCGAGGCAAGGCUGAAGGUCUCGCGGGAGUCGGUGGAUGCGCAGAUCUCCAAGAGGCUUGACCUGGAGGGGCGGCUCAUGGAGGAGCGGAACCGGAGGGUCGCUCUUACAAUUGGGGCCGAGUUGGAGGUGGGCCGUUUAAAAGGGUUGGACAUAGGAGUGCAUUGA